Molecule: messenger RNA, 1695 nt
Organism: Lodderomyces elongisporus
Lineage: Eukaryota; Fungi; Ascomycota; Pichiomycetes; Serinales; Debaryomycetaceae
Gene: ALO1
Product: D-arabinono-1,4-lactone oxidase
Exons: 1
Coding region: 1-1695 (564 amino acids)
Cellular component (GO): membrane; mitochondrion
Molecular function (GO): FAD binding; D-arabinono-1,4-lactone oxidase activity
Source: RefSeq, a predicted model, not a curated record
AUGGCGAGCUCAUCUGUUCCUGAGCUGUUAAAGCCAUUUGUUACUACAAAGUUCUUUCAUAAAACAUGGGCGGGUACUUUUUAUUGUCAUCCACAAGCGAUUUUCCAGCCCAGAAAUGUUGACGAGAUCAAAGAGCUUAUCAAACAAGCUCACAAGCAUCAAAAAACAAUCAUGACUGUUGGUUCGGGCCAUUCGCCAAGUGAUUUGACAAUGACCAAAGAAUGGCUAUGUAAUUUGGACAAAUUCAACCAUGUCUUAAAAGAAGAAGAGUUUUUAGGUCCAAUAAGUCCCGAUUCAAAGGAACAAGAGGUCAAGUUUGUUGAUCUCACUGUGGAAGCAGGUUGCAGAGUGUAUGAAUUGAACGAAUACUUAAAAAAGCACAAUUUGGCAAUCCAGAAUUUGGGUUCAAUUAGUGACCAAUCCAUCGCGGGUUUAAUCUCAACAGGAACUCAUGGGUCGACUCAAUAUCAUGGGUUGGUAUCUCAACAAGUUGUCUCCAUCACAUUUCUCAACUCCCAAGGCGAAUCCAUUACAUGUUCCUCGAUUGAGAAACCACACUACUUCAAGGCCAUAUUAUUGUCGUUGGGUAAAAUUGGUAUCAUCACCCACGUUACUUUAAGAACGUGUCCCAAAUACACAAUCAAGUCGAGACAAGAGAUUAUCAACUUUGACACCUUGUUGCAACAUUGGGACACUAUAUGGUUGGAUUCCGAAUUUAUCAGAAUAUGGUGGUUUCCAUACACCAAAAAAUGUGUGCUUUGGAGAGCUAAUAAAUCCAAUGACCCAAUCUCACCACCGAGAGCUUCCUGGUACGGUACCCGAUUUGGUCGUUUCUUUUACGAAUCAUUGUUAUGGCUCUCGGUUCAUAUAUUGCCCAGCUUGACCCCGCACGUUGAAAAGUUUGUAUUUGAACAACAAUACGGUAAGGUUGAAACCCUUGGUGCAGGUGACAUAGCGGUUCAAAACUCCGUCGAAGGCUUGAAUAUGGACUGCUUGUUUUCACAAUUUGUCAAUGAAUGGUCAGCUCCACUCACUAAUGGUAUCGAGGUCUUGACCCAAUUGCAAAGUAUUAUUCAACAAGCUGCUAAAAAUAAUGAAUUUUAUGUCCAUGCGCCAGUUGAAGUGCGUUGUUCAAAUGUUACGCAAUCAAAUAAACCAUUCACCGAUUCCGAGGGUAAAGAAUCGUUAUACCCAUCUCAAGAAUGGUUAUCGCACAGAUCAAAGACCAGCGCAGGACCUAUUCCAGGAAAUAACUUCCGUCCUUAUAUGGACAAUUCACCAAGGUUGAAAUACGAAGGUGAUGGUGUUAAACCUACGAAUGAGCAAUUGACAUUAUUCAUAAAUGCUACAAUGUAUAGACCAUUUGGCACUAAUGUCGAAACUUACAAAUGGUACCAAAAGUUUGAAGACGUGAUGACGCAGGCUGAUGGUAAACCACAUUGGGCUAAAAACUUUAUUGGUGUCAAAGGUGCUGACUUGAAGGAGAAUCCCGAGCUCAAUGGACAGAACUUACAGACGCAAUUGGAGUUUGGCGGCAAAAAGUUUUAUACAAUGAUUGGAUUUAAAACAAAAAUGCAAAACUGGUUCGGACAAGAUUUGAUAGAUUUCAACAAGGUGAGAAGAGAGACCGACCCAGAGGGAGUAUUUCUCUCUGGUAAGAGCUGGGCAGAUAGGAACGGUAUAUUAUUAGAUUAG